AUGCAUGCAAUUCUUGGUUAUGUGAAAGGAGAAAGUAAUUUCACAGACGGGACUGAUAUCGAAUAUCUGCAGAUGUACGGGCUAGUUGGAUCAGAAGACGAAAUGAGUUUGGAAAAACCCUGUUAUGGCAUAUUUCCAGAAUUGGUUGACCGAGUGCCAUGCAGUGACAGCGAGUUCCAGGUGCACGUUUGUCGAUCAAACGCUCUGUACACUGAAAAUCUAGCUCUGCAUUAUGAAAAAACUAAUAAAAAAUGUCCAGCUCCGCCAAUCGGAUUCAACGAUUACAAAUCAAUUCGUGCAAUUGCUGCAGAAUACAGUGCUUCUGAAUACUGCAUCUAUAAGUUUGAAGAAGUAGAUUACGAAAGUGGGAUUUGGUUUAAUAAAUUUGAAGCUUUAUGUCAGAAGGUUAAUGGUAAUCUUUUGUCGGUAGGUAACAAGGAAGAAGAUGUUUUUUUACGUGAACUCUUGUUUCCAUCGUUUCAAAGUGAAAGAAAAAUGACCGGCAUAACGAGGAUACCGCUGGGUCUUAUUUAUUACAAUGGUGAAGUGUUUGAUUUUACGGAUGGUACUGGCGGAGAAUAUGUUGUUAAACAAGUUCUUAUGAAUAAUCCGAUGAGACUAAGCGACACAUAUGAUUCAAAUAGGGAUUACUAUCAGAUGGUACGAUGUGGUAAAGAACAUACUACAGCAGUCUGUAAGGUACCUCUGCCAUCUAGAGAGGUGAACAAUACCACAGCUUGCUUGCUCCCAAACUCUGAAGAAUAUUAUGCCUACUCAGCUUUGAUAAAUGUAGAUCAUGGAAAAGAGUUUUACUGUUUAUAUGACGCUGAAUUCUUGAAACCGAGAAGUAUGAAGGAAGCUGAACAAUUCUGUCAAAAUGAUUUUCAUGGUCAUCUGUUGUCAGUCGGAAAUCGAUAUGAGUUGAAUUUCUUAAGUAAUUACCUUUUUGAAAGUUAUGCAUCAAUGAAGACGUCUUCGAAACUUUACGAUGCUAGGCCAUUGGGUGUCUUAAGAACGGAGAAUGAAACUGCCUAUACGGAUAAAAUUACUGACGUUAAAUACACUCUUUAUAGAGAGGAAAAUGAGCUUAACGUACUGGAUUAUGAUGGCCAAUGUCUUAUUUUAGCUCGUCACUCUAAAAUGCAGAGAGAUCCUUUAAUUGCCUGGCCUGUAACUCUGUCUAUAUUUGGCUUACUAAUCAUAUGCUUCCGCUAUACACUCACCAAAAAAACACUUUUACAACCGGUCUACUAUAGGUGCUUCUCGGCCGUAUACUAUGCAUCUGUUCCAGAAGAAGGACUAAGAAAACGAGGAAGAUCAAAGUCUACGAUGGAUGACUUAACUUCGCGUGCGUCGCAAUAUACAACAACAGAAACGGAAUUUGAGACCGUAAACGAAGAAUUCUACACAGAUGAUAAGGAAAAUGGAUCUCGCAGCGAAAGAUCAAACGAAGACAUUUGA
This is a messenger RNA of Enterobius vermicularis (human pinworm), 1461 nucleotides long. NCBI's taxonomy places the organism in Eukaryota, Metazoa, Nematoda, Chromadorea, Rhabditida, Oxyuridae. The record is from the annotation of a GenBank genome assembly.